Molecule: messenger RNA, 678 nt
Organism: Trichoderma breve
Lineage: Eukaryota; Fungi; Ascomycota; Sordariomycetes; Hypocreales; Hypocreaceae
Exons: 2
Coding region: 1-678 (225 amino acids)
Source: RefSeq, a predicted model, not a curated record
AUGGAACAACCAACUGUCUCUCCUGAAGAGGCUGCAAAGAGCCAGUUUAUAAAUAAUCAGUUUCACGAUGAGACCAGGAUACACCAGAGACACAACAAUACCACACUCAAUCUCCAUCUGACCCACCGACCGGCCCGAGCCGCCAUUCGUCUCACCCCAUAUCCACGCAACGAGGAUCUCAUCCAUCAUCCUGAUCUCGUGGAUAAGCUCAAUACACUCUUGCCAUACCCAUCAGCGAUAUCUCACAGUGCUGCGCUCUGGGGUCUGGGCGGCUCUGGCCUGAAUAUGGGGAAGUCAAGCAUAAUCAACGAAAAGAAUAUCAUCCUCGGACAUGUCUCUGGGAAGGAGACCGAGAUGCAAGUAAGCCGACACACCCAGCCUAUCGAAUCAACGGGCAUGAGCAACGAUGAGCACUUGGACGGCGAAAAAUAUUUCUCGAGUAUCGCUCCACAAGCUGCAGCAGACCUUUUCCCUGAUUCACAACGAGAUACCUGGAAACAAUGCGGGAAAUUCUUAGCACGUGUAUUGCAAAUCGGAGAGUGGGCAGAUGUGAACAAGAAGCAGAUUGAGACGACGCAGCUACUUGAAGAGCAGCUGAGUUGCUUCAUCAUGGUGGGCAAUGGAGAGCAAAAGAGCGUUUGGAUUAAAGAAUACUGGAACUCAGGAAAGGAAGGCUAG